Molecule: messenger RNA, 1053 nt
Organism: Culicoides brevitarsis
Lineage: Eukaryota; Metazoa; Arthropoda; Insecta; Diptera; Ceratopogonidae
Gene: Xbp1
Product: X-box-binding protein 1
Exons: 1
Coding region: 209-1018 (269 amino acids)
Biological process (GO): regulation of DNA-templated transcription
Cellular component (GO): nucleus
Molecular function (GO): RNA polymerase II transcription regulatory region sequence-specific DNA binding; DNA-binding transcription factor activity, RNA polymerase II-specific
Source: RefSeq, a predicted model, not a curated record
AAUGUCGAGUCUCGUAAAUAUCUGAGAGAAUUUUGUUCAAUCCUUGCAACAAACUCACAAAGUAAAGAUGCGUUAAAGAGAAAAAUAAUUUACAAAAAAUAAACAAACAAAAAAAAGUUUAUAAAGAGUGAACCGUAAAAGUUUGUCUCGAAAAAUAAACACAAAGGCAUUUAUUGAUUUUUCGUCAUCGAAAGAAAGUUCUGGAAAAAUGAGUGUAAUAAACGCAAUUGUUCCACGUUACGUGAUCGCAAAAUCGGUAAACUCGCUGCCGAAUCCGAUGGAUGAAUUUUUGCAGUUCAAAUCGGAGCCGCUCGACACGGAUGGCGAAUCGUCGUCGAAUGGCAGCACGACAGUGGGGCGUAAACGGAAGCUGGACCACUUGACGGUCGAGGAAAAAAUCCAGCGGAAAAAGUUGAAGAAUCGCGUGGCAGCUCAAACGUCACGCGACCGGAAAAAGGCAAAGAUGGAGGAGAUGGAAUGCAAAAUUGCCACGCAGGCAAAAGAAAUAAAGACACUCACCGAUACGUGCAAGCAACUGAAGAAGGAACGGAAUGAGUUGGAGAAGGUGUGCAAAGAUCUCGAGACACGUUGCAGCAACAUGGAGCGAAAAUUCCAGGAGCAACAGGAGAAACUCGAAGCGGCAAACGCAAAAACGGAACGUUCGAUUGGCUCCGCUACCAAAUUUAACGGAUCAGCAGUAUCCUAUAAUCCACAGCAGUUGGAGUUGGUAGCCGAGUCAAUCGUUCGUCGCGUGCAAGCAACAGCCGCAAACAACAGCUCGUCAAGUCAGAACAUCCAACGAAUCCUGAGCCUAAUCACCCUCUGCUUGGCAUACAAGACUGGAUCGAAGGAUGCGACGUCACGCAACUUGAGCAACUUGCCGACAGCCUACUGGGAGAUCUUGCAGCAGAAAUUGAAAAAGAUCAGUCCCGCAUCAAAGACGAAUGCAUUCCAGCAAGAGGAGAAGAAGUGGGAACCGCAACCGAUGGAAGCCGAACUACCGAUUAUCCUGAUGUAACACCAAAAGCCGCAACAACAGCAUUAAACCCCAUC